Hyposmocoma kahamanoa is the source of this 1700-nucleotide messenger RNA. RefSeq lists its product as uncharacterized. The transcript is spliced from 7 exons. Bases 129 to 1502 code for a protein of 457 amino acids. NCBI's taxonomy places the organism in Eukaryota, Metazoa, Arthropoda, Insecta, Lepidoptera, Cosmopterigidae. The record is from RefSeq and is a predicted model, not a curated record.
CGUCGGUGUGUCGAGGCCGCAAGACGUGAGUAGGAACGCUUCGGCAGGCAGCCGCAGUUAGUUUCGAUAUAGCAUUUGGAUAGAUCCAACGUCCCAUAUAGACGUGAAAAAGUUUGGAAUUUUCAAACAUGGCUAACGUCAUGGAUGUACAGACGGAGGAUAACCUCAAAUACCAGUUCUAUCCAGUGUCAAACGGCUCGGUUCAGUUCAAGGUGCGGGCGCCUAACGAUGCCCACAUCGCCCUUACCAUGGGACCCCAUGAAACCGACCCGAUGUAUGAGAUCUUUAUCGGCGGUUGGGGCAACACAAAGAGUGUAAUAAGAAGAAACAGAACCACGCCUGAUAAAGUUGAGAGCCAAACUCCUGGAAUCCUCAAUGCAGGCGAAUUUAGGGGUUUCUGGAUCCGUUGGGACAACGGCAUUAUUUCGGCGGGCCGCGAAGGAGAAGCCAUCCCCUUCGUUUCCUGGGUGGACGACCAGCCCUUCCCGAUCGCUUUCGUUGGUGUAUGCACCGGCUGGGGUGCUACCGGAUCAUGGAAAAUCGAAGAUGGGCAAGAAUUCAACACGGAAGACAAGUUAGAAUAUAAGUUCGGCCCUACGGCUGCUGGCUCUCUCGAAUUCGAUUUUCGCGGGCCUCACAACUGCCAUGUUUGUCUGACGAGCGGCCCUGCCGAAGCCGACCCCAUGUACGAAAUCAUCAUUGGAGGAUGGGAAAACACUCAGUCUGUUAUUAGGUAUUGCAGACAGAAGCCUGACAAGGUAUCAGUCCCGACACCAGGGAUCAUGAAUCCGAAUGAGUUUAAAAAAAUCCUGAUUGAGUGGCGCUGCGGCAGACUACUGGUGCGCGACCGUGUGAACGGAGCUGUAAUCAUGGAGUGGGUGGACCCCAACCCCUUCCCUAUUACGCACUUCGGAGUGCGCACUGGCUGGGGUGCAAGGGGCCAUUGGCGCAUCAAGCACUUCAACGGCACCAGUCGCGAAACAUUGCCUCCGACCGCUCCGCCACCUUCGCAAGCAGCAAUGUACGCGUACCCACCUGGGUAUCCCAGCAGUGCGCCAUUUGGAGGCGCUGGUGGCGCCCCUGUGUGGGUAGAUGCGUCAGGAGGCCAAGUGCCCCCUGGUGCAGUCCAGGGUGGGCAGGAUGUCUCCGGAGAGCCGCUGUUCGUAAUUAGAGCGUCGCAUGAAGGAGCCAUGCUCCCUGGCAAGCUCGUUCCUUCACAUGGCUGCGCUUACAUACCUUGGGGGGGAAAGGAACACGCCAAGCCUCAAUACCAGGUGCUUGUUGGAGGUCCUAACAACUGGGUACCAGUCAGUGGAACCAACAUUCCACCAGGCGCGGUUCCCGGUGGAGAGAGCGAAGAUGGUGAACCACUGUACAUCGGACGCGUGCGCCAUGAGGGUAGUAUCACCACGGGAAAAGUUCAGCAGUCUCAUGGUGUCUGCUACAUCUCUUUCGCCGGAGAGGAAAUCGCACAUCCUGACUAUGAGAUCCUGGUAGCUUAAGUGAAGAAGCACCACCAAACACCAUUAUUCGCUAAGAAAAUAAAAAAGUAAUCAGUCGCAUAGUGCAUUUAGGUUGACCACAAAGUAGGGCACUUGUAUACAUAAAAGUACUCCGUGAACACUUGUUUUAUAUGUACGCAAAAUAUAUUCAGUAAUCACUUCCGAAUUUAAUGCACACGAUAAUAUUUAUAUAGAUGC